Molecule: messenger RNA, 2324 nt
Organism: Bursaphelenchus xylophilus (pine wood nematode)
Lineage: Eukaryota; Metazoa; Nematoda; Chromadorea; Rhabditida; Aphelenchoididae
Source: the annotation of a GenBank genome assembly
AUGCAGAUUCAGCCCAGUUUGUUGUCACAACGUAGUCGAGGUUUUCAACGUUCCAAGCGGCUGAGAUGGUGAGAUUUAAUAAUAAUUUUAUAAUUUUUCUUUUUUUUUUAGUUUUUAGGUGUCUAAAAUAAGGUCAAGAAUUUGUGUGGCCUUUAUCAUGAAAAAAAAUUAUGUAAUUGUAUGUUUAGGUACGAAGAGGCUUCGAUGAAUUUUGGAGCAAGAUUUGGACAUGCUAUGUGUUUUCAUAAGCCUCAAAAUCGGAUAUACAUCUUUGGAGGGGUCAACCAGAACAUGGCGAUGUUAAAUGACCUCAGACACUUUUGUUUGGUAAGCUUUCGCUCUUAAUUUUUUCUAAGCUUUAGAAACAAGGUCUGAACAAUGUUUUCAGAGGAAACGUCGAUGGAGUUUAGACGUCUACGAGUACCCACAACUUGAUGGACCUGAAGCAAUGUCAUUUGCAACGUUGCUCUCGUAUAAGGACUCAUUGAUCUUGUUUGGUGUGUUUGUGAACGAUUAUGGUAGUUCAUUUCGGAUACUGGUCUUGGAUUUGAUUUCAAAACAAUGGAACACAGUAAGAAGAACAUUUUAUAUUAUACAUGGUGUCCUAAGUUUAGAUCUAUCGAAACAAGCCGACGGAUGUGGCUGGCAACACAAUUGGACAUUCAGCAGUUGUGAUGGAGGAGAAAGUAAUAUUUUUCGGUGGAAUUACUCGAUGGAAUGAGGUUACCAACAGGAUCUUUGUCUAUUUUCCGGAGACAACAGCGAUUCAAGUGGUCGAUGUUGAGUGAGCAUUUUUAUGCGAAAAUUUUAUUGUUUUAAGAUAUCUAAUGUAUGGUUUUGCAGUUAUCCUCCAAUUCCACGAGUCCUCCCAGCUUUGUGUGUGCUGGAUCAACGAAGAAUUUUGAUCAUUGGCGGCCGAUCUUCACUUCAACAGCCUUUCACAAGACACGAAGAUGCCUUUCAAAUUGAUUUUGAUGAUGAAUUUAAAACUGCGAAAUGCACUAAAUUAGAGGUAGAUUUUCUUAAAUUAUUGUUGGAUUUGGCUUUUAGAUCGAAAAUCCAGAGAUAUUUCCGCCUUCAGUUUAUGCUCAUACAUCAACGGAAGACGGGAAAUUAAUAAUUGUCUCCACACCAGCAAGAUGCUCUCAUGUCUCGGUUGAUUCCCAAUAUUUACAAAGAUUGUUUCAACAAGGAAAAGCGACCGAAAGAUUUUUUGAUGUAAGGAAAUUUUGAAGAUGUUAUUUUAGGUGAUCAAAAUUUGGAAUUUUUGAAAUUUUUACAUGUAAGAUGAUGGAAUUGCCUUAAAAAAUCUGUCGUUUCAGAUAAAGCAUGAAAAACUCCCCCUGUUCCUUUGUUUAUACCGCAAUAAGGCGGCGGAAUUGGGAGAAAUCGACCAUUCUUCCUAUCCGAAACCAUCAAAUGUCUAUCAAUUUGCUUCGGCCAUCAAAAGCUUCGAACACACGGCUCCGAUUCGACUCUCCACUUACAUAGAGGAUGAUCAAAGCUUUCUGGAGACCCUGAACUACUCAUGGAGGGACGCUGUCGCCACAGUCGAACGCCUCAGGGGAUUUACGAUGUAUGCCCAUGACCAUUUUCACUGCCUUUUAUGGCUCACUCGUGAUCAUCCGACUGACAAAUGCAACACUCAUCAAGGCUCUAUGAUGUGUUAUAAGGUCGGAGGAUGCGUCUACAACAGCUUGAGGCAAUUUUAUUCGAGGGAAACGGACGAUUUUGUAAUUGGACUUCUAAAGACGAUGUAUCAGUUAUAUUGCCUUUCCCAAGGCGGAUAUCCCACGAAUUCGCCAUUCCCCCCGCUUCAGGAUGAUCCAGAAAUUAUAACAGAGCCUGUGAUAUCGGGUAAUACCUUAUUUUAGAUAUUAAUUUUAACUUUUUUGCGAUUUUUUUCGAAUUUUUGCGAUUUUUUCGAAAUUUUUUGUAAUUUUGACCUUUUUUUAGAUGAAUUUCCAAUUUCGAGACUGCUAGAACUACAAACAUUGGUGCCAGUCCACAGAACUAUCAUUGACACCCCGCUGAGCUCCACUUUUUUCACAGUAGAUCUCAAUUAUGUCAGAGAAACGGGAAAAAUAAGGUAAAAAUUUUAAUUUUAACCCAAAAAAUUUAGUUUUUGUAUUAAAAAAAGCGUUUUCAGGUUUUCCCAACAAACUCCAGCCUUUAACUCCCCUCAUUAUCAGCAAUAUGCUCCGGUGGUAUCAACGAAUUACGAGUUAUUUACGUGUGGAGGCGUCGAUCCCAUGGUAAAUGAUGUCAGCUUCACAAUGGAACGCCCUCUCAUACUAACUAAUCGAACGUAUACGGGUUAUUAA